AGCAAAAUGGGAGCUCAUGGGAGAGAGAGAUGGGAGAGUUUCUUGGCAGGUACAAGUGCAAAGGAGCUGCCAUCAUGUACAGAUCUCAAGUACCUUAUAAGGGGAGGUAUUCCCUAUCAGUAUAAGGGGAAGGUAUGGCGCCUGCUGAUUGACUGCCACGUCUCACGUCUAAAAGCUGCUGUCCCGUCCAACUAUUACCAAGAUCUGCUUGCAAGAAGAACGGUGACGGCAACGCUUGAUCCGGCAGCCAAGCAGAUUGAAUUGGACUUGCUUCGCACAUUGCCAAAUAACCGUCACUAUGAGACUUACCACUCAGACGGUAUAGCCAGACUGAGGCGAGUCUUACUAGCUUUCUCAAGACAUAAUCCUCAAGUUGGUUAUUGCCAG
Molecule: messenger RNA, 387 nt
Organism: Penaeus monodon (black tiger shrimp)
Lineage: Eukaryota; Metazoa; Arthropoda; Malacostraca; Decapoda; Penaeidae
Product: TBC1 domain family member 2B-like
Source: RefSeq, a predicted model, not a curated record